AGGAAGUUUACAGGUGCCACUUCCGGUUUCACUUCACAAAAAGAUAUUUGAAGGAAAACAAUUUAAAGAAAAAUGAAUACAUUUAAAUAACAAAAAGAACGCUCCAACUUGUCGUAACAAAUACAUUUGCUUCAAUAUAUGCGACAUGUUGGACGUAACAAAGUGGCCGAUUUUCAGUCUUUUAGAUCCAAAUGAAGCUUCGAAAAUAACAAAAAUUUGUGUUUUUGGAAGUUCUGGAAAUGAAGCAAUCUACAUCACUGAUAAUGAUGAUGUUUAUGCUAUCGGUUCGAACUGUAGUGGUUGUCUUGGAUUAGGGGACUCACACAGUAGCCUAGAACCCAGAAAGAUUGAUGCACUCUGCAGGAAGAGAAUUGUUGAUGUUGGUUUUGGAAGUGGACCACAUGUUUUAGCUGUAUCAGACACUGGAGAGGUGUAUAGCUGGGGCCACAAUGGGUACUGCCAGUUGGGCAAUGGAGGUUCAACACAGGGAGUUAUGCCAGUACUGGUCAACACAAACUUACAGGGGAAGAAGGUAUCCAAGGUUGCAUGUGGGAGUCACCAUUCCCUGGCUUUAACAAUGGAUGGAGAGAUUUAUGCCUGGGGACAGAAUAACUGUGGUCAGGUCGGAUCAGGCACUACAACUAAUCAGCCAACUCCUAGAAAAGUCAUAGCUGUUAUUGGUUCAAGAGUUGCUAUAUCCAUAGCUUGUGGACAGACAUCUUCAAUGGCUUUAAUGGAAAAAGGGGAGGUAUAUGGCUGGGGUUAUAAUGGUAACGGACAAUUAGGACUUGGGAAUAAUGUGAACCAGCCCAAUCCAUGUCGUGUCCAGAUGUUACAAAACACUAUAGUAUCACAGAUUGUGUGUGGAUAUGCUCACACUCUGGCUCUAACAGAUGAAGGGGAUCUAUUCUCGUGGGGAGCAAACUCAUAUGGUCAAUUAGGCACAGGAAAUAAAGCAAAUCUAGUCACUCCUUCUCGAGUUACAGCAGAUGGUGAAAGGUUUAUCGAAGUUGCUGCUAGUCACUAUUCUCACAUUUCUGCUGCUAUGACAGAGACAGGGAAGGUUUACAUGUGGGGACAAUCGAGGGGUCAGUCGAUAACGUCCCCACUUCUCACACAGUUCAGCUGUACAGAUGAUGUAUUUUCAGCAUUUUCAACUCCUCCUGUUACAUGGAGAACCCAUGCUGUCAAUCAAAUGAGGGGCAGUAAAGUUGUUAAUUGUAUAUCACAAGCGUUUGAUGAUCCUAUCACAAGUGAUGUGAAGUUUAAAGUUGAGGGGAGAGAUAUAUGUGUUCAUAAAUCAAUACUCAAAAUAAGAUGUGAGCAUUUUAGAUCCAUGUUUCAGCCAUGUUGGGAUGAAGCUGGCAAAGAUGUUGUAGAGAUUACUCAGUAUCCGUAUAAUGUAUAUAGAGCAUUCCUGAAAUAUUUAUACACAGAUCAUGUAGACCUGAUGCCAGAUGAAGCUAUAGGUUUGCUAGAUUUAGCCAAUUCCUAUUGUGAGCCAAUAUUGAAGAGACACUGUGAGCAGAUUAUAAGACAUGGAAUCUCAGUCAAUAAUGUGGCCAUGUUAUAUGCUGCAGCAAUAAAAUAUGAAGCUAGGGAGCUGGAGGACUUCUGUUUUCGAUUCUCACUCAAUCACAUGACUGCGGUAACCCAGACUAACGCUUUCCAGGAUCUCGACGAGUCUAUACUAAAAGCAUUCAUCAAGAAAGCUGGGCAGUCUGGUGCUUUUCGGUACUGAAAUAUACCAGUAGAAAAAAAACAGUGUUAAAAGUAUUAUUGAUUAAUACAUAUGAGCCAUGUCAUGACAAAACCAACAUGGUGGGUUUGCGACCAGCAUGGAUCCAGACCAGCCUGCGCAUCUGCCCAGUCUGAUCAGGAUCCAUGCUGUUCGCUUACAAACCCUAAUACAAGUAGAGAAACUGAUAGCAAACAGCACUGAUCCUGAUCAGACUGCGCGGAUGCGCAAGCUGGUCUGGAUCCAUGCUGGUCGCAAACCCACUAUGUUGGUUUUGUCGUGACACAGCUCAAUUAUUUAUUUAUUGACAAUAGAUGUACAUGUUUAUUGCAUAGAUAAAUAUAUUAAAAUGCAUUAUGAUAAAUGCAUGUAAAAAAGCCCUGUACUUGUAAAUGUGCUGUUAUUGUUGUGCUUUCUUUUUGUUUUGUUUGUUUUUUUCAGUUUGGAGGUUAUAGCUAUGUUAUCAAUGUCAGGUGUUUUCAUUACUGUAGAAUUUGCUUCCUGUAAAAUACAUCUUUAAUAGAAGUCAGUAUUACAACUACUUGUUUAUUGUUCGGCUAUUACUGUUAUAAAUUUAAAGAUUUCCGAUAUUUCUAAGUAAGUUAUAGAUUGCGCUAAACUGUCUGGGGGCAAAAAAAUGACCCAAAAAGUAGGAUAAAUUGACUUUCUUUGUUGUACCAAAGGUGAAACAAUUUAUCAACUUUUUAUGCUUUCAUUUAGGAGAUGAGGAAUAUAGACCUACCCUUAUCAGAACAGACAAGGACAUAUCUUUAAUUCACCCUGUUACAAGAAGUUAUCAUAUUGCACAACAUGGGGUUAUUACAAAAUUUACAAUACCAAAUAAAAGAAUUCAAUAUCUGGUCAAUGAAUAUAAUUAUAUUACAGGGAAAAAAACAUGUUAUAAAACUUUUUGAAAAAGUAGUUGUUAUUACUAAUUGAUAUACUUUUAUAUAUACAAAUGUACUUUUUAAAAUGUUAAUGCACGGUCAACUGAGUUUUUUUUUUUUACAAAUCAACCAAUCAAAGGCCUGAAUUCUAUAUUAGUUUUUGUUUGAAAACUGAUGCAAUUUAGACUGAAUCAUACAGGGCCCGCUUUUGAUUCAUUAAUAUUGUCAGGGGCUUCCAUGGCUGAGUAGUUAGGGUCGUUGACUUCAAACCACUUGCCCCUCACCGCUGGGUUCGAAUCCAGACAGGCACUUUGGAUUCUUUUUCAUGUUAGGAAGCUAUCCAGCUAACUUACUUAAUGUCGGUGGUUCUAGUCGGGUGCCCGUUUGUGCCUAAAAUAAUGCACGGAAUGGCACCUGAGGUCUUCCUCCACCAGUAAAGCUGGAACGUCACCAUAUGACCUAUACUGUGUCGGUGUGACGUAAAACCCAAUCAAAAAAAAAAAUAAUAAUAAUAUUGUACAUUUUUUUUUUUCGGAAGUAUUUACUGUACUAGAUACUUAUCAUUGCACUGUCAGUAUUAAAGGUGAAAAUAUUGUCAUGUUGUCUGUAUUGUACCUAUAUGUAAUGCUUCUUUGAUGUGCUUAAUCUGUGAGCUUUUUUCUCUUUCAGGCAGUGUUAACUUAAUAGGAGUAAUUAACAAUGCACUAAUCAUUUAUUACCCUUACCUCUUAGGCACCAGUUAAACCAGGCACCAGUUAAAUUCAUGCCCCAAAUCACAUGGUAAAAUUCCUGCCUUUUUCUUCUUUAUAACAGGUUAUGCUCACCUGGUAAAAUUCAUGCCCCAAAAAGGAUAAUCACAUAGUAAAAUUCUAAUAACAGGUUAUGCUAUAAUAAAUUUUUGGCUUCAAGAUGAAGUAACUGAAUUCACAUUGCAGUUCAAGAAUAUUUGUAACGGAUCUUAGCUCAUCUACUUAUGAUAAACCAUCAGUCUAAUGGCUGUGUGUGAAAUUUGGAAACACAUUGGUUUAAUAGUAUAGUAUUCAAUAUUAUAUAGUCAAUCAAUAACUAAAAAGCAUUUUUGUAUUUUCUCAGCAUUAAGCUUUAAGUAUUUGAAUUAGUUCAAAAAGUUCAAUAUUAAGUUAGAUUGAGAUUUAAAUGAUGGUAUUUUGAUAUUUCUUAAUACUACAUACAUGUAUGAAACAUGUUUCAGGGAGAUAUUACAAAAACUGAUCAGUUUGCAUUUUUCUAGAAUGCACAUGAAAAAUUGAAUAUAUUGUUAAGAAUUCACAUGAACUAUUGAAUAUAUUGUAAAUAAUGCACAUGAAAUAUUGAAUAUUUUGUAAAGAAUGCACAUGGAAUAUUGAAUUUAUUGUAAGGUUUGUCCAUGGAAUAUUGCAUAUGUUGUAAAGAAUGCCCAUGGAAUAUUGAAUGCCAGGGUAUAUGAAAUUUACUGUACAGAAUACAUACGGAAUAUUAAAUAUAUUGUAAAGAAUGCUCAUGGCAUAUUGAAUUUAUUGUAUACAAUGCCCAUAGAAUAUAGAAUUUAUUGUAUAGAUUGCUCAUGGAAUUUUGAAUUCAUUGUAUACAAUGCCCAUGGAAUAUUUAAUGUAUUGUAAAAAAAAUAUCCAUGGAAUAUUGAAUUUAUUGUAAAGAAUGCCCUCGAAUAUUGAAAAUAUUGAAAACAAUGUCCAUGGAAUAUUGAACUUAUUGUAUACAAUGCCCAUGGAAUAUUGUAUCAAUAGUAAAGAAUAUCCAUGAAAUAUUGUAUUUAUUGUAUGCAAUCCCCAAGAAUAUUGAAUAUUUUGUUAAAAUGCUCAUGGAAUAUUGAAUACAUAUAUUGUAUAGAAUGCCACUGAAUAUUCAAUUUAUUGCAUACAAUUCAUAUGGAUUAAGGAAUCAAGAAUGUAUAUGGAAUAUUGAAAAUACAUUGAAUAUUGAAUACAGGAUGACCUUGGAAUAUUGUUGUCACAUGACAUAUUGAACGGAUUUAUAUUAUCAGUCACAUUCCAGAUAUUACUAUUUUAAUCUACAGUCACUCAAUAUAACAAAAUACCUAUGUAGAUUAACAAUGUUAUUGGAUAGUUAUGUAAACUUAAACAUGAGAGUCUUAAAAAAUACCUUAUUAACAAAUAUAAAAGUAUAAUAAGUUUCUGUUAUGAUUAUAAAGAAUAUAAUUUUUUGCUCUGUAUCAUAAAUUAAAUUGGUUUUUAAGAUUUUUGUUGGGUUAUAUUACCCCGGAGAAACAGUUGUUGUUUAAACUAUUUAUAUAACACAGACUGCUUUAUGAUUAUAUGAGCCGCGUCACGACAAAACCAACAUAGUGGGUUUGCGACCAGCAUGGAUCCAGACCAGCCUGCGUAUCCGCGCAGUCUGAUCAGUAUCCAUGCUGUUCGCUUACAAACCCUAUAACAAAUAGAGAAACUGAAAGCGAACAGCAUGGAUCCUGAUCAGACUGCGCGGAUGCGCAGGCUGGUCUGGAUCCAUGCUGGUCGCAAACCCAUUAUAUUGGUUUUGUCAUGACGCGGCUCAUAUACAAAAUGGCCUUUUAUACAUAGCCAUGUAACCUGUCAAAAAGACUUUCAAAAGAAUUUGAAUAUUCUGUAGUGUACCAUUCAUUUUCUUGUACGGAAAAUAAGAAUCCAUUUAUAAUCAUAAGCAGUGUUUAACAUAAAAACGUACAAUUAUGCAAUGAAAAUUUAUGUUACAAAAUGUCAGUAGUAUUAGCCUGCUAAUGUAGCAAUUCAUGGGACAUGGGUCACGUAAACUUAUAUUAUUCCAAAGAUAACAUUAUCAACUGAUGUGUUCAUAAUACAUGUACAUUGUAGUGUUAGAAAUAUUGAAAAUUGUCUUUCAAUGUUGUUUUGCAAGUGAAGUAAAUAAAUGAUGCCAAAAUAA
This is a messenger RNA of Ruditapes philippinarum (Manila clam), 5520 nucleotides long. Its product is annotated as RCC1 and BTB domain-containing protein 1-like. NCBI's taxonomy places the organism in Eukaryota, Metazoa, Mollusca, Bivalvia, Venerida, Veneridae. The record is from RefSeq and is a predicted model, not a curated record. Gene Ontology annotation, molecular function: protein binding.